AUGCUUGCCAGUCCGAGUGCUCCGCCGCCAGAUGGUCUGUCUCUAUGGAAUGCUAAGCUGGCUGCUAUGCCAUUAGGAAGCGGAAGUGGGUAUUUUCUCAAACAGGUUCACAAGCGCUACCAUGGUCACAGAAAGUCCCUCCUCGUUGUUUCUGGCUCACUGGACACGUGGAUCGCAUCUGUGGCAGAUGCGAUAUCUGCUAGCGACAAAACAAAGUCGAUCAGAUGGCGGGAUAUGCUUGAGGAGCCAAGCGACGAGCAGGAAGACGAAGCAGCUCGGUUGAUAACAUCGCUUUCUCGAGACGAGCCCGAAGAAGUGAUAAGUCAGACAAGAAGAUCUCUAAGGCAGUCUCUAGAACAAUUGACAACGACGGUGGCAAGCGCUGUGAACGAGACAAUCAGAGAAGAGCCGGAUCUCGAUUUGACAGUCUAUUGGUUGCGUGCCAUUAGACUGGUUAUGCAACCGCUUCGGCGCGCAUUUCCCGAGGAGGUGGCGCUCAAGGACCUAGGAGACCUCAUACCGAGGCUUCACCUUAAACUUGCGACCAAGAUUGCCACUCAAGUCGCUCAGCAGCACAAGCCUGGCGAUGAAGGAGAGCAUCAGGCCGUUGUGGAUGAAUUGCCGUCUCCAGCCGCAUUCAACCUACUACAAGGAUUGUGUGAUACCAUGCAGGAGAUUGGAGGUAGCGACAUCUGGUCGCGUCCGGCUAUCAAAAGCGUGAAAAAGGCUUUGAGACACGAACUCUUCCCCACAGAUAGCGAAGCUAUUUGGAAGAAGUUUGACUCGGAAUUUUUAGCUUGUGCAUUGCGUGAUGGACAAGCAUUGCCACCGGAGUCGACCGAGGCCAAAUCUGCUGAGAGCUACUGGCAGCGCACGCGACUGUUGUUUGGUAUACUAGCAGAAUGA
This is a messenger RNA of Cyphellophora attinorum, 906 nucleotides long. RefSeq lists its product as uncharacterized. The transcript has a single exon. The record is from RefSeq and is a predicted model, not a curated record. Bases 1 to 906 code for a protein of 301 amino acids. NCBI's taxonomy places the organism in Eukaryota, Fungi, Ascomycota, Eurotiomycetes, Chaetothyriales, Cyphellophoraceae.